Molecule: messenger RNA, 1797 nt
Organism: Puma concolor (puma)
Lineage: Eukaryota; Metazoa; Chordata; Mammalia; Carnivora; Felidae
Gene: GALNT17
Product: polypeptide N-acetylgalactosaminyltransferase 17
Biological process (GO): protein O-linked glycosylation
Cellular component (GO): Golgi apparatus
Molecular function (GO): polypeptide N-acetylgalactosaminyltransferase activity
Source: RefSeq, a predicted model, not a curated record
AUGGCUUCACUGAGAAGAGUCAAAGUGCUGCUGGUGUUGAACUUGAUCGCGGUGGCCGGCUUCGUGCUCUUCCUGGCCAAGUGCCGGCCCAUCGCGGUGCGCAGCGGAGACGCCUUCCACGAGAUCCGGCCGCGCGCCGAGGCGGCCAACCUUAGCGCGCACAGCGCCAGCCCCAUCCAGGAUGCGGUCUUGAAGCGCCUCUCGCUGCUCGAGGACAUCGUCUACCGGCAACUGAAUGGCUUAUCCAAAUCCCUUGGGCUCAUCGAAGGUUAUGGGGGACGGGGCAAAGGGGGCCUUCCCGCUACCCUUUCCCCGGCCGAAGAAGAAAAAGCCAAGGGACCCCAUGAGAAGUAUGGCUACAAUUCCUACCUCAGUGAAAAAAUUUCACUGGAUCGUUCCAUUCCGGAUUAUCGUCCCACCAAGUGCAAGGAGCUGAAGUACUCCAAGGAGCUGCCCCAGAUCUCCAUCAUAUUCAUCUUCGUGAACGAGGCCCUGUCAGUGAUCCUGCGGUCAGUCCACAGCGCGGUCAACCACACGCCGACGCACCUGCUGAAGGAAAUCAUCCUGGUGGACGACAACAGUGACGAAGAGGAGCUGAAGGCCCCGCUGGAAGAGUACGUCCAGAAGCGCUACCCUGGGCUGGUGAAGGUGGUACGCAACCAAAAAAGAGAGGGCCUGAUCCGAGCUCGCAUCGAGGGCUGGAAGGCGGCCACUGGCCAGGUCACUGGCUUCUUCGAUGCCCACGUGGAAUUCACAGCUGGCUGGGCCGAGCCGGUUCUGUCCCGAAUCCAGGAGAACCGGAAGCGAGUGAUCCUCCCGUCCAUCGACAACAUCAAACAGGACACCUUCGAGGUGCAGCGCUACGAGAACUCGGCCCACGGCUACAGCUGGGAGCUGUGGUGCAUGUACAUCAGCCCCCCAAAAGACUGGUGGGACGCCGGAGACCCCUCUCUCCCCAUCAGGACACCAGCCAUGAUUGGCUGCUCCUUCGUGGUCAACAGGAAGUUCUUUGGUGAAAUCGGUCUCCUUGACCCUGGCAUGGAUGUGUAUGGAGGAGAAAAUAUCGAACUUGGAAUCAAGGUAUGGCUCUGUGGGGGCAGCAUGGAGGUCCUGCCUUGCUCACGGGUGGCCCACAUUGAGCGGAAGAAGAAACCCUACAACAGCAACAUCGGUUUCUACACCAAGAGGAAUGCUCUCCGGGUUGCUGAGGUCUGGAUGGAUGAUUACAAGUCUCACGUGUACAUAGCGUGGAAUCUGCCACUGGAGAAUCCAGGAAUUGACAUUGGUGAUGUCUCCGAAAGAAGAGCCUUGAGGAAAAGUUUAAAGUGUAAGAAUUUCCAGUGGUACCUGGACCACGUUUACCCAGAAAUGAGAAGAUACAAUAACACCAUUGCAUAUGGGGAGCUUCGAAACAACAAGGCUAAAGACGUCUGCUUGGACCAGGGGCCACUGGAGAACCACACAGCAAUACUGUACCCAUGCCAUGGCUGGGGACCCCAGCUUGCCCGCUACACCAAGGAGGGCUUCCUGCACUUGGGAGCCCUGGGGACCACCACGCUCCUCCCUGACACCCGCUGCCUGGUGGACAACUCCAAGAGUCGGCUGCCCCAGCUCCUCGACUGUGACAAAGUCAAGAGCAGCCUGUACAAGCGCUGGAAUUUCAUCCAGAACGGAGCCAUCAUGAAUAAGGGCACGGGGCGCUGCCUCGAGGUGGAGAACCGGGGCCUGGCUGGCAUCGACCUCAUCCUCCGCAGCUGCACGGGCCAGAGGUGGACGAUUAAGAACUCGAUCAAGUAG